This is a messenger RNA of Chaetomium fimeti, 1821 nucleotides long. RefSeq lists its product as uncharacterized. The record is from RefSeq and is a predicted model, not a curated record. NCBI's taxonomy places the organism in Eukaryota, Fungi, Ascomycota, Sordariomycetes, Sordariales, Chaetomiaceae. The transcript is spliced from 2 exons. The coding region runs from base 119 to 1633 and encodes 504 amino acids.
CAUUCAUCGCCUCAUCCACUUGGACAGAAUUGCAUUGCAAUCAGCGGCAACACGUGCGAUAAAGGAAGGGGUCACUUUUGAACCCGUCCUUGCGUCGCAGUCAUUCGUUUAAUUUAUCAUGACGCCUGCCAGGCCGGAGACCGGCAGCCCGGCCGUUAGCUCGUCCGCGUCCUCGGCUCCGAACUCUCCCGGAGUCCUCCGUAGCCGUAAGUUGAGCGAUCGUGCUAACAUUGGAGGUAUGCGCCGCUCCUCCACGGCUGGGCCACUUGAACCCGGACCAGGAAUAGCCCCCGAGAACUACAUCCACCGCCGCAGUUCGACUUUUUCGCAAUACAGCAUCAAUGAAGCAGUCCACGAUUUCCAAGAAGAGAUUGCCGAUCCCGGGCCGGACGUCAACCGCGAGCCGACAACAUGGAAGUCGUUAUUGCCUAUCAUAUUUGCCUCGGUUCCUCCCAUCGCUGGGUUAUUCUUCACGAACGGGUCAGCCUUCUUCAGCGACCUCAUCCUGCUAUUUCUUGCUACCGUCUUCCUCCACUGGUCCAUAACGGCGCCGUGGAAAUGGUACAACUUAGCCCAGCAGGUCCGGGCGGACAAUGAACCAGCCUUCGAGGAGUCACUCAAGGCACAGGGCGACGAAUCGCCGACCAAACCAGGCAGCGACUCCGAAUCGCUAAAUGGCCCGCAUCGGCCAAAGGCGGACAAGUACGACCGAACACGCCAGGCGGACGCCGCUCUGGACCGGCUACAGAGUCUUGAAACCAUGGCACUGGCAACAUGUUUCUUGGCCCCUGCCUUCGCCACCUACCUCCUCUACUCUGUCCGGUACCUCCUCAGCCCUCCAUCAGAAAGCCUGGUCUCCAGCUUUAACGUCGCCAUCUUUUUGAUGGCGGCCGAGAUUCCACCACUUUCCCAUUCGAUUAGGCUGAUCCUAGCGCGGACGUUGCACCUGCAGCGGAUCGUCAACACGAAUCCGUACCGGGUGGUGCCGGUCACUGCCUCCAAUUACCGCGAACUCCUGGCCCGGGUCAAGGAGCUCGAGGCGCGGACGCUCGAACAGUCGGGGAGGGCCCGUUGCGAAGGGUGCGACUGCAUCGACAGUCAGAAAAAGCAACAUGCGGCCAGGCAACUGCGUGAGGACGUGACGCGAGACGUGCGCGCCGCCGUCGGCCCGGAGAUCGACGGCGUCAUCCGUGCCGUGAGACGCUACGAGAGGAAGACCAGCACCCUGACCGACGAGACGGAGCGCCGGCUGGCCGACCUGCGGCAGCGCCUCGACGACGUGAUCGCGCUGUCGGCCGUCGCCGCCAGGAACAAUGCCGGCGGAUGGGGCUUCCUGGGAACGCUGGCCGCCGCCGGCUGGCUGGCGCUCAGCUUCCCCGUGGCGGCGGCGCUGACGUUGGCCUCGCUGCUCUUAGCGCCCCUUGCCAAACCGCUGAACUGGAUUAGCAGCCAGGGCCGGCGGGUGAGGGCUGAGGCCGAAGCUCGGGAUCAGGGACGGUGGAGGAAAACAAUCGGGAAUGGGCAGGCACAGGAGAAUGGGCAACCACGGGCGCGGUCCUCGAGGCAGGGGCGAUCCGUCUCGACCUCUUCGGCCGUGGCUCCCCCAAGGUCGAGUAGGAUGAAGUCGGGGUGAGGCCAGCUGGCUGCUGCGUGUAUUUUUCUUUUUUUCGGUUGAUGUAUGUAUGAGACAAGCGGGCAUGGCGGGCUCGGCGUCGGAUCCUUUGAACAUCGUUUCUCGACUUGUGGAAUAUCAUGGCCUUUCAGCUGGGACCUUUACAGGUCGGUGUGACAAUCUGCGCGACUUGCGGAUGUCGAUCUCUG